AGAAUUGAAAAAAGAUGUGAUCGGUAUUUUGAUAUUUUUAUGUAAAUAGAUAUACAUUAUGGAGACUGUAUAAUGUGGUAUUUAUACCUUACUAUAUUAGGAUGGUAUUAUGACUUUAAAAUUAAUUACAUGUGAUUAACUGAUGAUACGGGAGUGUUCGCUAAAUACGCAUCAGCAAGUUCAGUGUUAAGCCGAAAUGUACCAUUAAAGGUGUGAAUAGGAUCCUCUAUACUGAGAUAGAUAAAAUAUAGUUCAACAUCUUUAUUUUUUGUUUCUUUCACACAUUUUAAUAUCAGGGGCGUUACCAUAAAAUAUUUUUUUAAUAACUGUUUCUUGUGAUAGAAUGUUUAUGAAAAGGAGUAUGAAGUGGUAAAUUUGUGCGACAAAACUUGAAAAGUGAAAAAAAAGUGAUUAUAAAAUAAUAUUCACAUAUUGAAACUGUGAUGAUAUGUCAUGCUAUAAUACAUGUAUGUAAUGGAUAAUAUGUGGAUUUAAAUUGUAAAUGAGGGGAAUAUGUAGGUCUCGAAAUAAAUUGAAUCGUUAAAAUAGCAAAAACCUAAUACCGGGGAUGCGUAUACAGUGGUAAAGUUUGUUUUAUGAUGAAUGAGUGAAGAUCUUGUUUAUUUCGUUUUCACAUGCAAUGCAAAUGAUAUUAAAUUCUUUUUCUCAUUUUGCGUAUUCAUUUGAGUGAAAAGAUACUGUUUUUUAAUAGCUUAAUUAAAUGAACAAGAUCUGAUGUACAUUACUUCAGGGGAAAUUUUGUAAAACAAAUUAAAUGUGCAGUUUUGCAGUUUGUAGAUGCAUGAAUUUUACAACAAAACUUGUCAGUGUCAUCAUUUAUAUGUAGCGAGAUUUCCGGGGAAAUUCAGCUAAUAAAGGAAUAUUUUGUCUGGUAAGGCAGAUGACGAAUAGAAAGAUAGAAGUUGAUGGAAAAAUGUGCAAAAAAUUGAUCUCUUACAAAGGAAUUAGUUGAACAAGAUUCCUUAUGAUUGAUGCGAUAUUGAAAAACAGAUAUUAAGUGCGUGUCAUGCAAUACUUUCUGUUGACAUCGAAUGUUUUUGCAAUUUUGCGGAAUCAUUUUGCCGAAUGAUAGAAAAAAAAUUCAUGCAAAGGCUUGAAAGUUAAAUUUCGGUGAAACUUGUGUCAAAAUUUUAUCAUUUUACUAAUGCAGUGAUGAAAGGCGGUGUUUCAUUGAAAUUGAUGAAAUCGUAAAAUAGGACUAAAGUAAAAUAAUGGUGUUUUAAGUUUGAGGAGAAUUCUUCAUGUUAGCAAGAGGUUAUAGUUUUGAGGAGUCAAGUUGGCGAGACAUGGUACAAGAAGUAUAUCGUUGCUAUAGCAACACGGAGCAGGUUGAAAACCUUCAUAAUAUUCAUGUACAUCUCUGGAAUUACCAUAAAGACUGGAGACGGUCUAAAUCGGCCUUGAAAAAGUUGCAAAAGCUUUUCAACACUGUUAGAUUUGUAACAAGGUUAAAACCAUGGAAUGUUCACUGAAAAUUUACUGACUGAAUAGCGAACAGUGCGGAAUAUGCACGGAGGUGCCGGCUGAUCUUGGUCUGCACUCAGGUCGCAAAGGCAGACUAUCUUGCCGCUAGCAUGCUAAAGUUUCAGUGAGAGUUAUUUCACAGUGAAAGGUGCAGCGCUGAUCCUGCCACAAAGUGAUGAAACAGCGUACACACGGAAAGUCACAAAAAGUCAUGCAGGGGAUGAUAUCCAGAGCCAUCUACAGGCAAUGUUCAGUGUACUCCGCCCAAUGGAUACCAUCAAAGUGGCGGUAAAAUUGGAGGGGACCCAUACUCGCUAUCUAGUUGUUGUGUCAUGCAUAGGUCGUCAAGAUACCGAGGAGUCUGUCAUCCUCGGCAUGGACCUGCUAGAGAAAGCCACUAUAGGUCUCAUACUUCCUGUCUGGUCUCACAUGCAUAUCCAGCUAGAUGGUGAUGGUGGUUUCUCAAUCCAGUCAGACAAAAGUAUACAUUUCUUCAAACCAGUAUCAGUUCAAGCCAUGUGGUCAGCAUUACAGAGUUUAAACAAAGUUGUGAAGAUUGCAAAAGACAGAUUAUACAUUCCAAGGGGACUAACUCAUACCUGGAUUGGAUUUUAUGAGGCAAAGUUAACGUCAGAGGCCCUCCUUGUUUCAGAAUGGAACGCCACUACUGACAUUGAUAGAUCAUAUAGAACAGACAAAAAUCUUGCAGCACAAAUCUCAGGGAGAGCAGUUAGACGAACGAUGUCGUCACCAGUUGGUAGAACCGUGUCACUUGAAUCAUCAUGUGAAGAAGAUAUAUACAAGCUGAUUCGACUUGAACUGAAGAAUGUCAUGAUGACGGUAGAUCUCGAGGAAGUUACCUGUUUAUUUUUGAGGAGAGCUGUAGAAGAAAAACUUGGUAUGGAUCUCAAAAAGUACAAGAGCUUCAUUGAUACUGAGAUGAUGGAAAUCCUCGGUCAGAUGGACUCACCGUCCAAAAUCCUCGACCAUCUUUAUCUCGGGUCAGAAUGGAAUGCUUCAAAUCUAGAUGAACUUCAGCACAAUGGAGUACAUCAUAUACUGAACAUCAGUAGAGAGAUUGACAAUUUUUAUCCCGGAGUUUUACACUACAUGAAUGUAAGAGAAUGGGACGUGGAUCAAUCUGACUUGCUCAAGUAUUGGGAAGACACCCAUAGAUACAUCAACAAAGCACGGAGACGAGGAAGUAAAGCCCUAGUCCAUUGUAAGAUGGGUAUAAGCAGAUCUGCUUCUACUGUGAUAGCCUACCUCAUGAAAGAGAAUAAAUGGUCUCUGCAGAAAGCGUAUGAAUUUACCAAGUCGAAACGCAAUAUCAUCAAUCCUAACCCUGGCUUCAUGAAACAGCUGGAAAUGUAUGAGGGAAUACUCAAUGCAAAUUGGAACAGAGAGAUUUUUAACCGUCAUGCUCCAGUGAAGCAGAUGAGUCCUACAGUAGAAAUGGAGGAAACGGAAGGGGUGCAGUGUUACUCCAAUCCAGAAGAUAUUUUAGCUGUCAAAAUGGGCAAAGCCUCAAGUGAUCCAGGUGAAUUACCCUUUAUUCAUGUUGAGCAAGAUAUUGAACUUGCUUCAAGAAGUGCUGACUCUACUGAAGACUCACUACCGGACCAGCUUUCACCAGACGCUGCGGGCAAAAGUGGGAAGAAAAACUUCAGAUAUUCCAAAUCAGAAGGUGAUCAAGCAGAAAGUGAUGACUACAUAAGUGCCAGUAGUACAGAAUCAGUCUAUACCAGUAGUGACAAAAUGUCAUCAGAUGAUGAAGCAGAAAAUGACGAUGAUAAUGACGAUAAAAAGAUUGCAGGCGAUAGAGAAAGCAAAGUUUUUGUUCCAAUAAAUAUACCAGACAUUCAUACAGAUACUGUUUAUGAAAGACAGAAAGAUGUUAAAGUAGAAACCAGGAGGUGUAAAUUGGAAGGGGAUAAACAUGUAUUAGGUUUGGAUGAGAAAUUCUCACGUGAAGGGUCUGUUUCAAAGUUUAGACCAGAUGGAAGUUGGAUUAAACCAGAAUCUGAAAGUGAAACUGAAAAUAAUGAGAUAGUUGAAAGUGAAAUUGAUGCUGAAAUGCAGGUUGAGGCUGAUAGGAUGGAUGAUGGAGGUGGACUUUGGAUGGAUGCUAAAGGCAACGGCAGUACAGAAGACAAAAUGGAAGUUAGCACUGAAGAGGAUAAUAAAACUGAAGAUGUUGCAUCUGAGAACAAACAUGAAAGCUCUGAAAAUAUGCAAACUGUUCAUCAAAGUACUACUGAUCCUUAUGUAAGGGAAAAUAUUCCAUGGAAUCCAGGACAGGUGCUGAAACAGAAGAAGGAUAUAGAGGAUAAAUAUGGAACAUCUGUAUCAAAAGUGAAGAGAGAAUCUUUAGAAAGUAGUGAGGAAAAAUCACAAGAAGUCAAAUGUUCUGAAACUCCUAUGGAAACGGAAAAAGAGAUUACAGUUGAGCAAACCAGUCAGACAACAGAAAAAGAUGCCAAGGCUGUGUCCCAUGUAAAAUCGAAAGAAAGUUCACUUCAGACUGACCAGUCUGUGAAAAUUGAAAUUGAUCGAGGAUCAGAAAGUUCAAAGGCUUCUCCAGAAAUGAGGAAGUCGGUGUAUGAAGAAGAGGAAAUAGACCUUCCCGAGGGUAUUGUCAGAAAAACAACAAUGGAAAUAGAGGAAAGGAACAAAAGUACAUUAGACAUUCCAAGUAGAAAUCUGAAAAGGUCUUCAAGUUUGAAAUCAACAAGAGUUACACCAAAAGCAAAGGAUCGUGACAAUGAGCGCAGGAAAACUUGCAUAGCUCUGCUGUCCCCCACUCACCCUGAUUACACAGUGAGAGAACAAUCAGACCUGUUUUCCGUAAGCUCAAAUGCUGAGUUAUCAGGUGCAGAAAGUGAUCCGGGUCAGGCAGGUGCUGCCGUUAGUCUUGCUUCUGAUGACACAGAAGAGGAAGUUAAUAAUCAGACUGGUUCAGUAAAAGUUUAUAAGUUUAUGGGUGAAGAGUUGACUGUGCAAGAAGGACUGGUUCGCAAACAGACAAUGGACAUUGAGAGUAAAUCACAAGAGCCGCUAACCAAACAACAAUCUAAGUCUGAUGUGGGGUCAAGUUUUCAGGAAUAUUGUUCUCAUUCAACAGACACUGCUGUGGAUUCUAAACAACCUAUCAGUGAUUCAAAUUUAAAACAUGCUGAGAAAUCAAGCACAGAACAGAACAAAAAUAAGAAAACUGAAAAUGAUUCAAACAUUAUUUCAGACACAUCAACUGAAAAGUUAGGUAAAGCUGAAGUGAAAGAUGUUUAUGAUAAAUCAGAUGUUGAAAUUACUUUACAGAAAGGAAGAACUUGCUCAUCUUCUAUGUUUACUCCAGUAAAAAAGCAAGCCCACCCAGAAAGUAGGUUUGACCCUGAAACUUUAGAACUGAUUCGAGAGAUUGGAUCUGCAUUAUUGAAUAGUCCAGCUAAAUCUGAACUUGAAGAAAAUGAAAACACAGACUUAAAAGAGGGUGAAAGUUUGGUCAGUCAUUAUGUUAAAAAGAUUGAAAGAAUAUCAGGGGUUGCUAAACGGAAACGAGGUAAAGAGAUUAUAAUUAUAGACAAAAAUGACUCUGUAGAAGAAAAGAAAACUGAUCCAAGAAGCCCCUCUGGUAAAACUUGCAUGACUAAAAGUUCUUCAGACUGUGAAAACAAACCUGGGACUUUAAAAUGGAGUCCCGUUGCAAGAAAACAGUCUUUAACUUCUCAGUGUUCAAAGGAAAUAGAAGAACAGACAUCACCUCCAAAUAAAUCAGCAAAUCCAAAAUGGAGUCCAGUUUCGAAAAAAAAUUCAUUAGCUGCUAUAGAGAAGCAAUCCCCAGACUUCACAAUCAUAGACAAAACUAAUAAAACAGCUAUGAAAUCUGAAGAAAGCCAUAUCGAUAAAUCAGAUUUGUCACUGAAGCUCAAAUCAGCAGUUUCUACAGAUACAGAUUCAGAUAAAUGUAAAGAAACUGAAAAAGAAGAAUCAGAAGUUUGUUCUGUUAAAAAAUUGUUAGGAAAGUUUGAACAACCAGAGCAGGUCUCUGGUAAAGUGACGCCAGUUUUUGGGUCUCCCAGCGUGUUAAGUCCAUGUUCAAAUACUCAGUGUUUUCCAGGUGCUAAAUCAGAUUCUUCAAACAGCAAUGCAUCCAGUCCCCCUUCAGCUUGUAGUUCACAUUCCUCUGGAUCAGAGGUCAAAGGUCAAGGACAUUUAUUCUCCAGGUCAAAAUCCCCAUUACUUCAUAGACAGUCGGAGCCAGUGAUUAAUUUAAGCGAAAAAUCAAUGGUGAUGUUUGAAUCUAAAUUAAAAGAAAUGGGUUCUAGUUUGUACGAUAGAUCCCCAGUAAAAGAAGAAAGCGACACUGAUGAAUUAAAGGCAGGAAGUGGUCAAGGAGAUGGUCCAGCUGCUCGACCAAAAUCGGCAAGUUACGGGCCGGCAGCUGGAAGAAGGGUAAAUCUCCAUCAGUCACAGUCGGAAGAUCAACAAGGGUUUACCUGGGAAGGAAAGAAAGUGAGAAAGUUGUAUGGAAAAACUCAUCCUCUCGCAAAAUUGGAAGGCAGAAAAUACAAUGAUUCAACACGCAAAAGUCCAUUUUAUAAUACUAUGUAAUUUCAUUAAAAAUUACCACUUUUUGCUUAGUGAAUAGUUAUUUAAAAGCAGCUUAUAUAAGUUUAGAAAUGCUCAAAGACAAGGGUCACUAAUAUAGAUGUAAUCAUAUCAAAGUGGAGUUUUGUAUAAAUUUCGAAGGGAAAAAUGAUGUAGAUUUUUGUAAACUGGUAUGAAAUCUUCUGAGAUUACUGUAAGAUUAUCAAUAUUUGCAAGGACAAAUUUUCGUGGUUUAGUCAAUCCAUGUAGUUAAAUCCCAUUGAACCAGUAAAAUCCCUUUCAUUUUAUGUAGAAAGGUCAGACUCCAUGAAAUUAUGUCCCCAUGAAAAAGAUAUAUUGGUCAAAACCACAAAAUUUCAUACCCACAAAAUUAAAUGAUGUUACAGCAAGUGAAACUGAAAACUUAAAUUUCAUUGAUAUGUAACCCGCUUAGUAUGAUUAGAUAUGUAAUUCAAAACUAAUACCCAAUAAUUGACAUGUACUACUUUGUGAUUUGUGCUUUUCAUAGCAUAAUAUCAGAUGUGGUUUUCUUGUGUGAACAAAAUUUUAUGCAAUUUAAAAACAGUAAUAAUGGUUUAUCCGUAAAUUCUCCACAUAAAUGUGUUCAAAUCUUCAGUUUUUACACAGACUCUUUUCACAAAAUAAUAAAUAAAAGCUUUAAAUAAUUGAAAAGUAAUUCCUCUUGAACUUUUCAGAUUUUUACAGAUUACGGUAAUUAAAUUUCUUCCAAGAGUAACGUUUCAAUCUCUUGGUAAGAUUUUGGCAUCUUACUUUUCAAAAGCUUACUUCUAAUUUUUUGCAUGAAAUUAUUACAUCUUCAUUUUAAACAUUAAGAGGUAAUUAAAAAAAAAAACUGCAAUGAAAUGCAUAAUUCACUCAGUAAUUUUGUGACAUGUGAUACUCAAUAUUACAUUUAAUAAACAUACCCCUGUACCACAUCACAUAAUGUAAAUUUUGUUAUUCGUAUUAAAGUGCUUUCAUUCCAUUUUGUUAUCUAGUGUAGUGAUACAUGAUAUGUCUGUUCUGUUAACUAGUGUAGUGAUAUACAUUGACAUUUUUAAUAACUACUCAAUUUUCAAAAGUUUUAUUACUCAUUGUAACUUUAGUUAUAUGUAUACUCCCAUUUACAGUGUUGUGUUGUUUUACUGACCUGAUAGACUUACCUUUGCUAAGGCAUAGUACUGUUUAUUCUUGCACUUCAAUUGUUGAAUUUUAUGUAAGAAUAUCUGUUUUUUGUAGAUACUCAAAGUUAUGCACACCUGGUAGGCAGGCAUCAGUUCUUUAAGUACAAAUCUCAGUGCCAUAAAAUCCUCCUUAAUUGUGCUUUAUUAAAAAAUUCACUGUACCGUUUUUCUCAGACUGUUGAUAUGAGUCUAAGAGAAAAAAGUUCGGUAUUUUGGUGUUGGUAUAAAAAAAGAUUGACUGAAGUAAGUCAAUGCUAUUAUACAUUUUAACAGACUUUUUAAGUCGAAGUACAUUGGACCUUCUUUUGUUUGUAAUUUUGGACAAAGUUCUAUAAAAAAAAGAACAGGUCAAAAACUAUCAUGAGAAUAUAGUGCGAAAUCUUCCCCAGUCUCGUGUGAAGAUACCUUCUUUGUAUUUUACAUUGUUGAUUAAAGUGAUGGGUUUUUUCAUGAGAAAACAGCCAGUUGCAGUGAUACAAAGUUUGAACAACACUGUUAAUAACUGCAUAUAUAUCUUUUAAUGUGAUAAUAAAUUGGUUACAGGAGUUGUCAGUAAGGUGCAUAAUUCUGUCCAAAUUUAGAAGAUAGAAAUAUUAUUUUAGACAUGCUAAUCUCCCAUUCAGGUCAAUAAAACAAGACAAUGACUUGUACUGAAGCAUUUUUUACCAAUGUGUAGUUAAACCUCUUGUGUAUACACGUCUACCAUACCUUAGUCUUUCUCCUAUAUGUUUGUGUAGUUGAACAUGUUUUAAUUAAAAAUCUAGGGCUUUUAUCUUCAUAUGUAAAAAUUGUAGGAAAUCAUGACAUUGCAAUACAAUUUCAGACUAUGUUUGUAGUAUACUUCAGUUGUUUUUAAGAUAUCAUUUUAAACUAUUUUUACUAAAAUUUUGACUGUGCAUAGUAAUCAUUUGCUCCCAUGAACAAUUCUGCCUUUGUAGUGAUUUUUUUUCUCUUGAGUAAGUUUUGUUCCUAUGGGUAAUUCUUUUUCUCUUGAGUAGCUGUUUCUCUUUAAAGUUAUAGUUGUUUUCUUCAAAGAUUGUUGCUCUAUAGAGAAAUUGUUAUUCUCUUGAAUAGCUGUUGCUUUACAGAGCAUCAGAUGUUCUCUUGAAUAGUUGUUGCUCUGAAGAGUAAUGGAUGUUCUCUUGAAUAGUUGUUGCUUUAUGGAGUAUCAGAUAUUCUCUUGAAUACCAGUUGCUUUGUACAUUAAUGAUUGUUCUCUUGAAAAAUUGUCGCUCUUUAGAGUAAUGGAUGUUCUCUUGAAUAAUUGUUCCUCGGACGAGUAUAUUUUGUUUUCUUGAAUAGCUGUUAUUCUUUUAAUUUCUGAUAAUACUUUAUGUUUUUUAGGUAACAUCGGUCAAAUUCCAAUGAAUUUACAUAAUUUACAUCUCAGUGUAUUGACUAAAUGUUUGUUUCCUAAAUAAUGAAUAGAAAAUUCUUUUUUAUGCACCCGGCAUCUACUGAUGUGGAAGGCAUAUAGUGAUUGUCUUGUCCGUCCAUUCGUCUGUCCGUACGAGGUUAACCAAAUGGGACCGUUUCAUCUAGCAUCAAUACCCCUUACUAGAAUGACUUGAUACUAAUGCAGAUGUAACCUGUGACCAUUCCUCAUCUUCACACAUCACCUGACCUCAGUUUGACCUUGACCUUGACCUCAUUUUGGACUUGGGUUGCUUUAUAGGGCCAUCUCUUGGUUAACCAAAUGGGACCGUUUCGUCUAGCAUCAAUACCCCUUACUAGAAUGACUUGAUACUAAUGCAGAUGUAACCUGUGACCAUUCCUCAUCUUCACACAUCACCUGACCUCAGUUUGACCUUGACCUUGACCUAAUUUUGGACUUGGGUUGCUUUAUAGGGCCAUCUCUUGGUUAACCAAAUGGGACCGUUUCGUCUAGCAUUAAUACCCCUUACUAGAAUGACUUGAUACUAAUACAGAUGUAACCUGUGACCAUUCCUCAUCUUCAAACAUCACCUGACCUCAGUUUGACCUUGACCUCGUUUUGGACUUAGGUUGCAAAAUCUAUCAACAAAGAUGCCACCGGGGGCAUCAAGCGUUUAUUGAACGCAGCUCCUUGUUUUAUGUCAAAUUUCAGUUAUCUUGAAGUAAAAUACUUCAUCCAUUGGAACUGGGGAUACCAAGUUUCAGCUGUAUAGUAUUAUGCAUUUGUUUCUUUGCAUACUCCUGUGUGUUACGUCUUCAAGUAAUGAUGCCUACAAGCAAAAUUUUUUCGUAUAUUCAGCAUUCAAAUAUGACAUAUUCCUUUUCUCAGCAUUUUCAUAAUACAUACUUUAAAUAGAGAACUGUAUUCUAAAGCAGAAACAGCAUAGAAGCAUCAAAAAGAGAUAAAGCCUUUGUCUCAAACCUCAGUGUUGACAUACAUCCAAUUUUUGAAGCAAUAGGUGAGAAUGUUUUUUAAAAGUUACGCUUUUUGUCAGCAUCAGCCUUUGUCAGAAGCUAAUAAUGAUGAUCCAUCAGAAAUUUCAGUGAAAGCUAAUAUUUGUAAGAAGUUAGAAUUACUGAUACAUCUAUUGUCUGAAUUCAAGUUAAGAUUUUGUAUGUCCUUACAAGUUUGAAUUUGUCGGUAAACAUUAUGGGCAUUCUAAAUAUAUAACUUGCAUUUAAGUUACGUUUAUAGGUGAGAGCAUUGAGGUGUUUUUUCUUCAACUCGUAUCAAGUUACAGAACGGCCAUUACAUUUGUUUUUAACUUUCCAUUGUCAGAAAUAUUCUUCAAUGUGACAAAAAGUAAAUAUUAUUAAUGAAUUCUGCUAUAAACAUUGGUCAGUAGCAGUUUGAUAUAGUAGUACAUAAUUCUGUUUUUUUAUUUUCAGUCAUUUUAAUCUUUAUCAUACCGGACACAAUUGAUUCUUCCUAUACGACCAGUGUAGAUCAUGAUCAGGCUGCAUAUCUGUGCAGUCUGAUCAAAAUCUGCACUGUUCGCUAUUCAGCCAGUAUCUUUUUGGUAAGCACCCAUUUUAACAGUUAAUGGCACUAGCCGAAUUAAAAGAUGGACAAGUUCAUUAUAGAAAUUCAGCAGGAUAAGGGUUAAACUACGUAUGUGUAUGAUUUCAGACAUGGUAAUUAUUGUUUUGUUUUAUCUAUCUGACAUUGUAAUAUUGUUAACUGAGAUUAUUUUAUGCUAACUGGUGAAAUACUGAAAAAUAUCAGUGAGAUAUUUCUCUAUAUCACUCACAGUGCUGAACUUUUUUUUUUCAGAUAAAAUUAUCUCCCUUGAAAUAUAUUCUAUAAUUAACUCCCUUUGUUGCCUUUAUAAUUGCUGGUAUCCUAUUAUUAGCCCACCAUCAUCAGAUGGUGGGCUAUUCAAAUCACUCUGCGUCCGUGGUCCGUCGUCCUUCCGUCCGUCCGUCCGUCCGUCAUUCCGUCCGUCCGUCCUUCCGUUAACAAUUUCUCGUUAUCGCAUCUCCUCAGAAACUACCAGGGGGAUUUUGACCAAACUUUGUCAGAAUGAUGUAUUGGUACCCUAGUUGUGUCCCCCUGAAAAUCAGACUGGUUCAACAAUUUUUGAAUGAGUUAUGGCCCUUUGUUUAUUUCUAUAAUUUACAUAGAUUUAUAUAGGGAAAAACUUUGAAAAUCUUCUUGUCCAAAACCACAGAGCCUAGGGCUUUGAUAUUUGAUAUGAAGCAUCAUCUAGUGGUCCUCUACUAAGAUGAUUCAAAUUAUUUCCCUGGGGUCUAAUAUGGCCCCGCCCCGGGGGUCACAUGGUUUAUAUAGACUUGUAUAGGGAAAAACUUUGAAAAACCUCUUGUUCAAAACCACAGGGCCUAGGGCUUUGAUAUUUUGUAUGUGACAUCAUCUAGUGGUCUUCUACUAAGAUUGUUCAAAUUAUCCCCCUAGGGUCAAAUAUGGCACCGCCCCGGGGGUCACAUGGCUUACAUAGACUUAUAUAGGGAAAAAACUUUGAAAAUCUUCUUGUCAAUAACCUACAACAUUCAAAUUUGGACCACAUGUAUGGUUUUGAGUGGCAAGAUGAACCUUGACAUGAGUUGACCUUGAUUUUGACUUAGUGACCUACUUCCACAUUUCUGUAGCUACAGCCUUCAAAUUUGGACCACAUGCAUAGUUUUGUGCACUGAAAAAAACUUUGACCUUGACAUUGACCUAGUGACCUACUUUCACAUUUUUGAAGGUACAGGCUUCAAAUUUGGACCACAUGCAUAGUUUUGUGUUCUGAAAUGAAAUUUGACCUUGAUUUUGACCUAGUGACCUACUUUCACAUUUCUCGAGCUAUAGCCUUCAAAUUUGGACCACUUGCAUAGUUUUGUGUACCGAAACAAACUUUGACCUUUACAUUGACCUAGUGACCUACUUUCACAUUUUUGAAGGUACAGGCUUCAAAUUUGGACCACAUGCAUAGUUCUGUGUUCCGAAAUAAAAUUUGACCUUGAUUUUGAACUACUUUCACAUUUCUCGAGCUACAGCCUUCAAAUUUGGACCACUUGCAUAGUUUUGUGUACCAAAAUGAACUUUGACCUUAAGAUUGACCUAAUAACCCACUUUCACAUUUCUUUAGCUACGGGCUUCAAAUUUAGACCACAUGCACAGGAUUGUGUACCGAAACAAACUUUGACCUUGACAUUGACCUAGUGACCUAAUUUCACAUAUAUGAAGGUACAAGCUUUAAAUUUGGACCACAUGCAUAGAUUUGUGUUCUGAAGUGUAAUUUGACCUUGAUUUUGACCUAGUGACCUACUUUAAAAAUUUCUCAAGCUACAGCCUUCAAAUUUGGACCAACUGCAUAGUUUUGUGUACCGAAAUAAACUUUGACCUUAAGAUUGACCUAGUGACCUACUUUCAAAUUUUUCAAACUACAGCCUUCAAACUUGAUGCACAUGCAUAGUUUUGUGUACUUUGUCCUUGAAAUUGAUCUAGUGACCUACUUUCACUUUUCUCAAGCUACAGCUUGCGAAUUUGGACCACAUGCACAGUGUUGUGUACGGAAAUGAAAUUUGACCUUGAGCUAGUCAUUAAGUCUUGAAAUUUGAACACUCAAAAAUGGCACAUUGGUGGGCGCCAAGAUCGCUCUGUGAUCUCUUGUUAUCAUUACAUUAAAGCCAUACAGGAGACAUGUACAGCUAGAUAAUCCUAUAUAGGACAAGCUAGCUAUAAUAAACUUUGCAAAAGAAAUAACAGUAGAUCUAAUGCGCUAGAAAUGUUACCUUGCUGUAAUGUAGCUAUAGAUACAUAUAUAGUCUUUCCUCCACUUUUCAUCGGUUCCUCACUAUCAUAUGGUAGAUUUUACUGGCGACAGCACAUUUAGUUGGUUAUUGUCUUAGUUUAUUAUCACAAGACAUCAACUCAACCUUACGUAAUAUGCCAGCAUUUCGUUGAAAUUCUUCCCCACCCAGCCAGUUGUGUUCCAAAUUCCAUCCCUAUUCGUUAUGCUAUACAGCUCCAAGACCAAUAUUUCCAUUAAAUCCAUGAUGAUAUUUAAUUCUGCAGUUAGAUUUUCCAAGGACUUUCGGAUAUUCCCCAGUUGUUUAUGUUUUUUCGGGUUGUUUUUUAAUCUGACCUUCAGUGUUUGUAAACAAAGCAAGCUUCUGGUUAUUCAACGAACUGACGGCAUUGACCGAGCAGUUUUAAAUAUGCUUACUUAACUUCUGUCUGUUGGGCGCGGAUUGUGCAUUUUUUAACAAAAUAUUUUAAAUGUAGUUUUUGUUUUCAAAAACAAAAUGGCGUCAUGUUGAUUUAACGGACCUAAUCACCAAUAUUCGAUAAUAAUGUGCCUGAGUGACCAUGGUAAUUUAGCAGAUGCAUCAUAUGUAACACGGUAGCCUAAAUAAAUCCUAAUAUCAUCAUGAAGUAUUGGUCUUAUUUGAACGUGUAAGCACGUAAUAAACAGAAAAUUCGUUGAUCUUCACCAAUUGGCAUAAAAUAAAAAGAAAAUUUGUUUGUUUGCAGUGUGAUAUCGAAAUAUAUCUUCACCGAUAAGGGAGACAAUUCUGAUAUUUUCACUUAGGCUCUUCCUUCGUGAAAAUAUUCAGUUGUCUCCCUUAUCGGUGAAGUUAUAUUUCGAUAUCACACGGCAAACAAACAAAUAUCCUCUAUAUCUUUUAUCAUAUAUGAGCUGUGGAAUGUUUUGAUAUUUUUGCUUUUUGCAUUGCUGGUAAAGUUUUUAGUUGAAAUUUUGAACUACAAGUUUGCAGGUACAAAGAUAUACUAAGUCCAUUGUUUGCUAAAAUAUUUUUCAUUAGAUAUGAUUAAAUCUGGAAAAUCCUCAUUAAAUAUAGAUAUUAAACUUGGCUAAAUUUAAUUACCUCGUGUUGAACUGCGAUCAAAACUUUGUGUUAUCUAAUUUCAAGCGUUUGUUAAAAAAACUUCCAGGUUUUUUUGUAGCAUUACAUGUUUGUUCUGUGUUCACAUAUACAUAUGUAGUACAUUUGUACUUUAAAUCUAACUUACAGUAAUAUUCAUACACACAAACCCCUUUAUUUUAUGUUUACAUAGAUCCUAUUUAGAAAUUGUUCAUAUUUUCAAACAUGAAAUUUGGGCAUGAUUUAUCUCUAAAAAAAUUAGCCUUGCCACGAGAAAACCAGCAUAGUGCAUUUGCGACCAGCAUGGAUCCAGACCAGCCUGCGCAUCCGCACAGUCUGGUCAGGAUCCAUGCUGUUCGCUUUCAAACCCUAUUGUAAUGAGGGAAACCAUUAGCCGCAAAUGCACUUUGUUGGUUUUCUCAUGGCACGGCUCAAAUGUUUUUAAUGUUUUAGGUUUUUCAUAAAAGGAAGUUUUAGAUUUUUCAUAAAAACACUGAAGAGCAUUCCCAUUUUAAAAAUAAGGCCACAGUUCAAAGCUCUUGACCUACAUGUAUGUCCCACUUGGAAUGUCACUAACAUCAGAUAAUUUGCCUUUCAACACUGUAGCUUUUAAACUCUGCAAGGGAUGUAGAACUCUUUUCUUUUUUCCUAUGAGCUUUGAUUUUUACCGAAGAUUUUUGUGCCUCAAUUUUUGCCCAGAGGGGCACCUUGGGUCUUCCACUACCAUUAAAACCUGAAAAAUCAUACUAAUUGCUUAAUAUUAUAUCACUGUGACUUCGAAUUGAACUAUAGGAACAGGGCUUACGUAUAGAUUCUCUUUACAUUACGACAGAAAUCUUACAUUUUCUCUCUCAUGGUUACUUGAAAAAGUCAAACAGGUAUAAAAAAUAUGUCCACAUACUGUCUUAAAUAUCUGAAUUCUUUUUGAGAAGUAUCAAUAGUUUGUAAGCAGACAGAAAAAGAUGUGAGACUCCAAAAUACCUUUUUACAUCUAUAGAUUAGUCCAUUAUACCAGAGUAAAAUUACAUACUGCAUAUUAAACAAAAAGUGGGGAAAAAAGCCUUAAUCAAAUACUUGAGUUCCUUAUUUCAGAAAAGUGAGAUAUGAUUAUUUUACGAUUUUUUAAUCAGUUUUAUUAGGGUUUAGUUUAGAUGUAGAUAAUGCUUUCAAGUAUUUAUAAAUGACUAACUCUACAGACUUAAUGUCUGAACAGAGAGUUUCUUUAUAUCAAUUUUAAUUGAAUGUUAUGGCUGAUUUCUUAGUACCUCACAAUUUGAACAAAUCAUUUGCAGUUAGAAUGUGUGAAUGUUUUUGUUUUUGCGUUAAUUUUAUGUUUUGGGAAACAGUAAGUAAUUUAUUUCCAGCAUGUCACAAGUUUAUUUUUGCUCAGUUUAGAGCAUCUCAAAUAUUGAAUUCUUUUUAAAACGUCCGAGUUUUUUAAGCCAGCCAGUGAAUUAUGUAAAAUGUAGACACCAGAAUAACCAUGACCGUUCCUGAAUUGUUUAAUUAAAUUGGGCAGAUUUGUAUAAAACUUAAAUGAACAAAUUUCUCAUAGUUUCAUCGAUUUCUUACAGAUAUGAAAUACAUUGGUCCCAUUAAAAAACCCACACACUUAAAACAGACCUGAUGUAUUUCAUACACAAUGAAAACACGUUCCUGAAGAGAAAAAAUUAUACAUGUCAAAUCUUCAUAUCAGUGCAACAAGUGGAGAAUUGUACAUGAAGAUGUGCUAAUCUAUAUUUUGGAAGUGUCCAGAUGAAGUAGAUCUUUCAGUUGAGGUUUAUCAAAAAAACAUAUCAGUUUGCGGAGUAGUGUUAGUCUGGCAUGCAGCCAUUACUGGUAGAUAGAUGAGCUGCGCAAAGAGAAAACCAACAUAGUGCAUUUGCGACCAGCAUGGAUCCAGACCAGCCUGUGCAUCAAUGCAGUCUGGUCAGGAUCCAUGCUGUUCGCUAACAGUUUAUCUAAUUGCAGUAAGCUUUGAAAGCGAACAGUUGGUUUUCUCUUGGUGCAGCUCAGAUGAUUGUUGUGCUGUGUCAUCUGUGUAUAACAUGUCAACAGAACUUUGAACAUUUUGUUGGUUUUAAAAUACAGAUUGUUUCUCAAAUACAUUUUAUUCAUGUGCAAUCUUUUUUUCUCUCGCAUAUUGACAAUUUUAUAUGACUAAAUAAAACUAUUUUAACACAAA
Messenger RNA from Mercenaria mercenaria, 15726 nucleotides. RefSeq names its product protein phosphatase Slingshot homolog 2-like. Gene Ontology annotation, biological process: protein dephosphorylation; actin cytoskeleton organization; negative regulation of actin filament polymerization. The coding region runs from base 1732 to 6096 and encodes 1454 amino acids. The transcript has 19 exons. Gene Ontology annotation, cellular component: cytoplasm. The record is from RefSeq and is a predicted model, not a curated record. Lineage: Eukaryota; Metazoa; Mollusca; Bivalvia; Venerida; Veneridae. Gene Ontology annotation, molecular function: protein tyrosine/serine/threonine phosphatase activity; actin binding.